AGCAACACCGACACAAUUCCACAGCCUAACUACACAUCACAAUGUAGAAAAUACGUCGUGCACAAUACGCUAACGUCAUUAGUCGCUGAGAAAUUAUUAAACUUAUAAACUAGGAUCAUCAUGCUCAUUGCCUUUCUCUCACCCAAGUAGCACCUGGGCACGUGAGCGAUGUUCUGGUAAUGAACACGGAAAGAGUUAAACCUGAAAAUCCUGAGCUAAAGACAUGA
Heterotrigona itama is the source of this 227-nucleotide messenger RNA. The record is from the annotation of a GenBank genome assembly. NCBI's taxonomy places the organism in Eukaryota, Metazoa, Arthropoda, Insecta, Hymenoptera, Apidae.